GUUCUGUUACCGUCCGUGGGGCCUGUUUUCUGACACGUUAAAUAUUGUGUAUCCGGGCCCAUUGUGAUUUACUGCACCGUCCUCACAUCGUCCUCUCCUACCUGGCGCUUCACUUCCUAAACCAUCCAACCGCUGUGUUUUUCGUUUUGUUUCCUUAUUUCGUACGCAGACUACUAUGGCCUGUGUGUGCAAUGUCUGUACUGAUAUAUCGAUAGGUCGACAUACCAUGCGCCUGAUCGACGUAAAGGCCUUUCUCGAAUUCCACGCAGGGAAAGCAAGACCAGAUGCGCAGCUCCUGGUGGAGUUCAACGGCCCGGAGCUUGCAGAGACAGCAUAUGCUAUAUUAUCUCAUUGUUGGGGUAAACCAAAAGAAGAGGUGCAUUAUACGGAGAUGGAAAAGCUUACAACGAUAGGUGCCACUGCCAGAUCCGAAAUAAAAGGGCGAAGUGGGUACAGGAAAAUUUACAACAGCUGCCGACAGGCCCUUCCUGACGGCCUGCAUUGGCUAUGGGUGGACACAUGCUGCAUCGACAAACGGAGCAGUGCUGAACUGUCGGAGGCCAUCAAUUCCAUGUAUGCAUGGUAUGCAAAUUCUGACUGCUGCUAUGCAUACCUCCAUGACACAGACGCCAAAACCCUCCCCACCAAACCCGACGAUGAUAAGUUUGCCGAGUUCAAUGGAUGGCCCAAAUGGUUCUCCCGUGGGUGGACACUCCAGGAACUCAUAGCCCCAGAAAACCUGUAUUUCUUUAACCAGCGGUGGGAGUACAUUUCCGGAAAGCGAGACUCUGCCCGUGCUCUGAGCGUCAUCACGCGGAUUUCGGAGGAUAUCUUCUUACAUGGUCUCAGUUGGGCGAAUCCCAGUGUGGCACAGAUAAUGUCUUGGGCUGCAGACCGAAGGUCGACGCGAGAGGAAGAUAGGGCGUAUUCGUUAUUGGGCCUGUUUGGCGUGCAUAUGCCAAUGUUGUAUGGAGAGGGGAAGAGCGCGUUCCUCCGUCUGCAACUGGAAAUUAUACGAAAGGUCAACGACCAAAGCAUAUUUGCUUGGGGGUUGACGAGGGAGCUUGAAUCGGCCAGUAGCUUCCUGGCAGAUGACCCUAGCUUGUUUCGGGAUUGUUCAAACAUAAAGCGGAUGACCUUCAGCAGCUUCAUUGCCGCUCUCAGAAAAUCCCUUAAAAGACAAGAACUAGACAAGUUGGCGCUUGCGGAAGGGCGGUUCCAAACAUUCACCGUCACCAAUCACGGUAUUCAAAUACGGUUACCCAUGCAACUCCUCCACCAUGGCCCUUACGAUGGAAUUUUCGAGUUCUCCUCUGUGAUGCUGGCAUGCUGCAAGGAGGGGGAAGACUCGGAUCCUAUAACCAUCACAGUCGAGCGAACUGGCUCCAGAUAUUUCAGGUACUUUCGGCAUCGCUCUGCAGCUAACAGGGAUGAAAAAGCGCCAAUCGAGUUUGAAGAAGUCUUUCUUCCUUAUCAAGACAAUAGUAGCCUUAGCAUCAGGGGUCCGUUAUCUAGACAGGGCAGGCGGUCACGGAUUGUGUCGGUUGAAGAUAUUGCACCCAGCGAUAUUGUCAUUGUUGUUUUGGGUCCUGUGGGGUCCGGAAAGAGCACCGUGGGUCGAUGACGAAAUUUCGGCAUUGAAUCGUCACUAAUGAACGAUGCUAGAUUAUUAACAAACUUACCGGAAUGCCGCCAGAGCGGAAUGCGAAUACUCUGAAGGCUUGUACGCAAACCAUCAGCGCCUUUGCUCACGUCCUCGGGAAAAAACGAUUUAUCUUCG
Pisolithus orientalis is the source of this 1780-nucleotide messenger RNA. Its product is annotated as heterokaryon incompatibility protein-domain-containing protein. The transcript is spliced from 3 exons. The record is from RefSeq and is a predicted model, not a curated record. The coding region runs from base 176 to 1624 and encodes 482 amino acids. NCBI's taxonomy places the organism in Eukaryota, Fungi, Basidiomycota, Agaricomycetes, Boletales, Pisolithaceae.